This is a messenger RNA of Chrysoperla carnea, 4781 nucleotides long. RefSeq names its product zinc finger protein 850-like. Lineage: Eukaryota; Metazoa; Arthropoda; Insecta; Neuroptera; Chrysopidae. Gene Ontology annotation, molecular function: RNA polymerase II cis-regulatory region sequence-specific DNA binding; DNA-binding transcription factor activity, RNA polymerase II-specific. Gene Ontology annotation, biological process: regulation of transcription by RNA polymerase II. Bases 191 to 4612 code for a protein of 1473 amino acids. The record is from RefSeq and is a predicted model, not a curated record. The transcript is spliced from 2 exons.
GUCCGGAUGUGCUGUACGAUAUUGUAAAAAUUGGGAUGAAAAUACAAAUGACAAAACAAUACAAUAUUAUCCAUUCCCACAAGAUCCAAUAAUUGCACAAAAAUGGUUAGAGGCAUGUAAUGUUGAUAAUUUCAGUAACCUCCAAAGUGGACAUGUCUGUGCUAUACACUUUACAAACGAUUGUUUUAAGAUGACAGAUUAUUUAAUUGCACCUGGAUGUGAACCAAUUGAAGAACUCACACCAAAUGCAAUACCUACAAGAUAUUUAAACUUUGAACCUGUACCUGUUCCAAUUCAUAUAAGUUCACCACCGCAACCAGACGAUAAUGAUGAUGAUGUAAAAAUAGAACACAUCAAUCUUGAACAAAAUAGUGCGGGGUUUUUAAUUAAACAAGAAAUUAAAGAAGAACUCGAAAACGAUGAAAAUAAAGGUGAUGGAAGUGAAAAACAGUGUAGAGUGUGUAAUAAAAUGUGUGAAAGUGGUUCUCCUGAUGGUAAAUGUUCUGAGUGUCGAGCACAAGGUACAAAUUCAUCAGCUAGUGAUUCUGAACUUCCCGAUUUAAAUAAUUCCCUUAAAAACUAUACACGAACUUUAGAUAAACGUAAAAAAUUAAAAAGUGGUGAGAAACGAACGUGGAAAUGUGACACAUGUGAGAAAAUUUUUACCGCACAUAGUCAUUUAAAACGGCAUAUUAAAAUUCAUACCGGUGAAAAAUCAUAUCAGUGUAUCGCUUGUGGAAAAACGUUUACGCAACAAAGUAGUUUAACGAUACAUGAACGGAUACAUACGGGUGAAAGACCUUAUGCAUGUGAAUAUUGUGAUAAGACCUUUAUCGAUGGUGAUAGUUUAACGCGUCAUGAACGAACACAUACGGGUGAACGACGUUAUAAGUGUAAUAUUUGUGAGAAAACCUACACGACGCAAAGUCAUUUAAAACGGCAUGAAAAAAUUCAUUCGGGAGAUCGACCAUUUAAGUGUAUUAUUUGUGAGAAAACAUUCACAUCGCAAAGUAAUCUGAACACACACAUGCAAACACAUACCGGAGAUCGUCAUUAUAACAAUCAUUCAUCAUCAUCUUCAACGGGUAUGUACAAUACACCAGCUCCAGAAACUUAUAUGCCAACGUACACCCAUUUAACAAAUCAUAUGUUACCGGAAACAACUGACACCGAAACUGUUAAAGUAAAUCCAACACCAAUUGUUCCAGGUCCACCAUUAGCACCGGGUGAGAAACCAAUACCACCUGGUGAAAAACCACAUAAAUGUCCUGAUUGUGAUCAAGCAUUUAAUCAUUACAGUAAUUUAGUACGACAUUCUCGAACACAUUUAAGUGAGAAAACGUACGUUUGUGAGUAUUGUGACCAAACAUUUUUAAAUCAAAGUACCUUAACGAUUCAUAUACGAACACAUACGGGGGAACGACCUUAUCGAUGUAACAUUUGUGAACAAACCUUUAUAGUUCAGUGUCAUUUAAAACGGCAUGAGAAAACACACACCGGAGAUAGACCGUAUAAAUGUGAGUUUUGUGAGAAAACAUUUAUCGAUUCAAGUGGAAAAACACGACAUGUUCGAAUUCAUACCGGCGAACGUCCUUACAAGUGUGAUAUUUGCGAUAAAACAUUUAUCGUACAAAGUCAUUUAAAACGGCAUGAAAAAAUUCACACUGGGGAUCGACCUUAUAAAUGUGAUCAUUGUCCGAAAGCAUUCCGGACGCAAAGUAAUUUGAACACACAUAAAAAAGUGCAUAAAAAGAAGAAACGACGUAAAAACGCCACUUCUGAGAGUGAAUCGGGUGGGAAUGAUUCAGAUGAUUCAUUCUGGGGUGGGCAAGAAUUAUUUAAGUGUAAUGUUUGUAACGAACAAUUUAAGAAACAGUCCGAAUUAAAAAAGCAUCGGAAAACUCAUGCGAAAAUGCAAUCGUAUAAAUGUGAUGUAUGCGAAAAAGAAUUUAAAUCGCGAAUCGAUUUUGUACGACAUAGUCGUACACACACUGGAGAAAAACCGUAUCAAUGUAAUUUUUGUGGGAAAACAUUUACACAACAAAGUAGUUUAACAAUUCAUGAGCGUAUACAUUCAGGGGAAAAACCAUACACUUGUGAAAUAUGUAACAAGAAAUUUAAGGAUGGGGAUAGUUUAACACGUCAUAUGCGUGUUCACACGGGAGAACGACCGUAUAAGUGUAAUAUUUGUGAGAAAACAUUUAAGGUUCAUAGUCAUUUAAAACGGCAUGAACAAUUACAUACCGGUUUACGACCUUAUAAAUGUAUUAUCUGCGAAAAAACAUUUACAACACAAUUUAACUUAAAUUCACAUUCGAACACACAUUUCGGUGAGAAACCAUAUUCGUGUAAUGUUUGUAACAAGAAAUUCAUUGAUCAAGCUGGAUUAUCGAAACAUAUGAGAAAUCAUAAUGUUGAACCGGUUAUCCAACCACCACUGUUUGAAACGAUUCCAGCAUAUCCUCAACAGAAUAUCUUAAUGCCACCGGCUCCGAGAGUUGAUCUUCACGAUUCCAUGGGAAGACCUUCUUAUACACAUACACCAGAAAGUUCGUCACACCAGAGUAUGCCUGAUCCAGUUUAUCAACGUAAUUUAAAUCCUAUGAAUAUGGGUUAUAAUUAUCCUCCAAGUACACAGUUAAUUGAUCCGAAUCCGUAUAAUAAUCUUUGGGGAGAUAUGUCAGGAAUGAAAAUUCCUACAUACACGAAUGAAAUCUAUAAAUCAGAAAUGCCUGAUAAUAAGAUGUAUGAAGAACAGAAUGAACAUAAUUCUUCGGAUAUGAAAAUAAAUCAUCAAAUUGAACCGAAGGAUGUUGUUCAAACGGAAAUCAAAGAAGAGGGUACAAACGAGGAUAUUUUUAACAAUCAAGUUGAAGAUAUUGUCAAAAAAGAACAUGAUGUAAAGCCAAGAUGUGUCCUAUGCAAUAAAUUAUGCGAUGGGGACGAAAAGAAUUAUUCGAAAAAUGAUAAUGGAUUACUUUGCGCUACGUGUGGUGAACAAGGUAGUCAGGAUGAAGAUGAUCAACAAUCAAAUCAUUCAAAUGAUACAUUUAUGGAUAACAACGAUAAUAACGAUAACGAUAAUGCAUUUAGUGAAGAAGAGGAAAAAUUCGAAAUAGAAAAAUAUCCGGAUGAUCCAACGAAGCCGUAUAAAUGUAAGAUUUGUGGUAAAGGAUUCAAAAAACAGAAUGUUUUAAAACGACAUGAAAAAUUACCGCAUAAUGGACGACGACCGCAUAAAUGUGAGACUUGUAAUAAAAUAUUUAAAAAUUUAUCACGCUUAAAACGACAUAAAAAAACACAUACGGGCGAACGACCGUAUCAAUGUAAUAUUUGUGGGAAAACAUUCACACAACAGAAUAAUUUAACGAAACAUAAUCGAAUUCAUACGGGUGAAAAACCAUAUACUUGUGAAGUUUGUGGUAAACCUUUUAAGGAUUCAGACAGUUUAACCAAACAUGUCCGUAUACAUACAGGGGAACGGCCGUAUAAAUGUUCAAUUUGCGGUAAAUCGUUUAUAGUACAAAGUCAUUUAAAACGACAUGAACGUAUUCACACAGGGGAUCGACCCUAUAAAUGUGAAAUAUGUGAGAAAGCAUUUCGCACGCAAAGUAAUCUUAAUACACAUACUAGUACGCAUUUCGGUGAAAAACCUCAUGCAUGUGAUUUAUGUAACAAAACAUUCACUCAAUUAUCAACGUUAACCAAACAUAAGCGUAUCCAUACGGGGGAGAAACCAUUCACAUGUACAAUUUGUGGUAAAACAUUUAUCGAUGCAAGUAGCUUAACAAAACAUAUCCGAGUUCAUACGGGUGAAAAACCGUAUAAAUGUAACGAAUGUGAUCAACACUUUGCGUUACGUAGUAACUUAAGUCGUCAUGCACGUACUCAUACAGGAGAACGUCCAUACACAUGUGAUAUAUGUGAGAAAACAUUUAUCGAUUCAAGUGGUUUAACCAAACAUAAACGUACACACAGUGGGGAGAAACCGUAUAAAUGUAAUAUUUGUGAAAAAGCAUUUACACAGCAAAAUAAUUUAACGGAACAUUCACGUAUCCAUACGGGGGAGAGUCCGUUUAAAUGUAAAUAUUGUCAUCAAGCUUUCCCACGCCAAAGUAAUUUAACACAACAUGUACGUACACAUACCGGAGAAAGACCAUUCCGUUGUGAUGUAUGCUUCCAAACAUUUGCUCGUUUGGAUAGUUUAACACAACAUAUGCGUAAUCACACCGGGGAACGACCGUAUAAGUGUGGAACAUGUGAUAAAACAUUUACACGACCGGAUAGUUUACAUCGUCAUAAAAAGAUUCAUACGGGUGAACGAGCGUAUAAGUGUGCUACUUGUGGUAAAACAUUUAUACAGCAUGGUAACUUAAUACAACAUGAGCGUACGCACACGGGGGAGAAACCAUUUAAAUGUAAUGUUUGUGAUAAACGUUUUACGAGUCGUAGCCAUUUGAAAGUACAUUCACGUAUACAUACCAGGGAUAAAUGUUUUAAGUGUAAUAUUUGUGAUAAAGCCUUUUUAGAUACGGAUCGAUUACGAAAACAUCAAAAGAUUCAUACCAAAAAUGUACCAUUUAUGAUUAAGAGUGAAUCUUAUGAUAUGUAAAAUUGUACAAAAUUCGUUUACGGAGUCAUUUCUAUGCCAAUUUAAUGUAGUUACAAAAAAAUUUCAUCAUUUUCGCGAAGAAACUUAACAAAAUGUACCUACUAUUCAUUUACACAAUGUUUAUCAACAAAAGAUCAAUAAUUAAGGAAGUGGGAUCGUGAACACCAUU